AUGAUGAAGGAUGCAAUACGGAGAGAUUAUUAGGGAGGAUCAAGUGUGGUAGGAUAACAGUAGGUGAUGUUGAUGUUGUCAAGGUGUUGUUAAUGGCGGCAAUGGUAAGUAAUGACAGUAAGAUUAUUAGGACCGUCAUGGUUAAAAGAAAAAAAAAAAGCACACAAUAGUGAUAACAAUAAUGGUGAAGAUUAUGGCAUUAAGUUGGACACAUCAUUAGGCAAGUGAUGAGAGGUGAGAUACAAAACGUGUAAGAUGACAACAAAGAUAAUUGCAAUAUAUGUACAUGUCAUGAGAUUGUAAUCGAUACAAAUCAUUGAAAGUGAAAACCAGCAACCAUUGGAUGGGAUUAGUAAUUGGAUAUAGAAGGGAAGCAGAGACAGGUGGUAAGAUUAGUAAAAAAAAGUAAAAAAACAAAGUCAGUGUUGCAUAACAAAGGUUGUCAAAAGAAGAAAGUUGAGAUCAGCAGGUACGUCAAUGAUGGAGAAGGGGGGGAAAAAGGAAAAAGAAAUUGGCAUUUUGUCAACAGAACGUGCAUAAAAUGAUUAGAAAUCUCAAAAUCAUUAUUUCAGACGGGGACUAAUAAAGGACUGUUAAAAUGUCUCACUAUAUAAAACCUUUUUUGAAUGAAGGGGAAGUCUGAAUGAAUUGUUGAACCUUGGCACAAAAACAUCACAAGGAUGAAAAUUAAGAAUGGGUCAGUGGUAUUUUGAAAUAAGAAUUAAUCCCCUAACAAAUUCUGUUAGUCCUGAAAGUGUACCAAGGUCACAUUUGUACAAUCUCCAGUUCAAUUUCUAACAAGGGCAUUUUGUUUGAGCCAGGCCCAACGAGGGAACCAAUUCUUUAUUUAGGCAAAACACGUCACAUUCACUAAGAAUACGGCCUUGGGCAAAUUGUGGCUAAGUGUCACAAAGCGCUAGUCAUCAAUAACUAGCCAAUCACAGAGGAGCACAUCAUCAUUACACACAGUCCUGCAGAAGGUCAAUGUUAUGGAUGACUGCAUCUGAAUAGCUGCAGUGUGCAACUUACACUGAGCUUCGCUGUGCAACCUGUUGAGGCCAUGAUCUGGCAUCAACACAUGAAAGGCAGUGUUUCUUUCUACAUGAAUGUGAAUUGAAUGUGUCUACAGUGUAGUAAAUGAAUCAGCAGAUUUUGUUAAAAGUGUUUUCCCUCGUGAAACAGUUUAUUUACAAUUAUCAAAAUAUCAAACUAACAUCUACAAUUUCAUCUCCCUUAAAAUAUCCUCCUUGAUUAAUUGCAAGGCAAGUGUCUGUCAGCAAUAUAGUCUUCAGGUUGGCAGCUGAGAUGGUUUGUCUUAGACAAGGGCAUCCUGGCCUAUUACAAAUCCCAAGAUGAGGUUCAUCUGGGAAGUAAAGGCUCCAUCAAAAUUGCCUGCUGUGAAAUAUUAGUCCAUCCAUCAGAUAUGUGCCGUCUGGAUCUCAUUAUUCCCGGAGAGCAGCAUUUAUACAUCCGAGGGACAUCACCUGCAGAAAGGCAACAGUGGCUUGUGGCCUUGGGCUCUGCUAAAGCGUGUCUCACAGAUGCCAAACAGCAACAGAAAGAUCGCAAUGAGGAACUCUUGAAGGCCAAAAUGUCUGAGCUGCGCCUGUACUGUGACACACUCAUGCAGAGUGUUGCCAAUGUGAAGUUGUCGGCCAGCGCCGAAGAAGCUCCAGACAUUGAGAAGCUGAAUACAUCCACAACCCUUCUCUCAGAGACCUGUGACACCUUUAUAUCCACACUCCAAGACUGCAUGAGUCUGGCCAAAAGUGCAUACAGCAUGUCCUACUCUAACAGCACAUACAAUGAAACGGUAGUUCCUCCUUCGCUGCAGCAGCAGACAAAGAAAUCAGCAUCAAGAUCACAUUCUAUUGAAGACAGGUACCACCCGCCUCAGAGCAGAUCGGGAAUCACAACCAAGUAUAAAAACUUGGAGGAUAUCGCUGCCCGUCCCAAGCCUCACAGGACGCGCACCCCACAGAACCAAUCCCUGUCAGCCCCAACGACGCCAACAGCCAGCACUACGCCGACAACACUGAGCGAGUCCGAGGACACCCAAGUGACUGACUCAGGGGAUGGCGUCCAGUCACAGAUGGACGCGAUCAGAAAGACGGAUAAGAAGGAGACCCUAUAUAACGUGGCCAUGCAGCACCCCUCCAUGCAGGAGAAACCCAGGAUGUCGACCUUCUUCUCCAAAAUGAAACCCAACUUUGAAGAUGUUCAAAAAGCAUCAGAAGAUGGCAUCAACACAGGGUUAUUCCUAGACGCCUGCUCCCAAAUUGUGGAAAUACUUGACGCAAUGGGCUCAUCAGCAUUUACGCCAGUCAAGAUGGACAUGAAUGGUAAUAUUAAGAAAUUACGACAGAAGUAUUCGACUGAUCCGUCGGCUUUCAACACUCUCCAGGCCAUCGUCCAGCAGGAAACAAGAAGCAGCACUUACCAACUCAAAAACUCAGCAACAGAGGCACUCAUGUGGCUCAGGAGAGCUCUUGAGUUUGUCUGUGCAUUCCUGGAGGAGAUCAUCAAAGGAGAGAAGGACCUCCCCUCAGCCGCAACGGCAGCUUACAAAAGGUCACUACAGAAAUUCCACGGAUGGGUCAUUCAAGGAGUUUUCUCACUUGCGGUCCGGGCUGCCCCCUACUAUGAAGACUUCAUGAAAUGCCUGCUGCAGAAUCCCGAGGACAUGGAACGAGGCGGGGAGGUUAUUGUCCUGGAAGACAUGGCCAUAGGCAUCCGACCCUUGGGUGCCCUGGUGAAGGAACUUCAGGACUACUACCACUCAGAGAAUCUUGAAAGCCAUGUGCAGAUAUAAGAUCGGACAAGAAACGGUGUCGCAUAACUCUACAAAAAAAGCCAGUCAAAUGAGAGUGCUUCCAAAAAGUCUGUGGCAUGGAUCCAAUGAAGCAGUAAAACCGUACCACUGAGAUGGCAGCUUCAACACCCCAAAUCAUUCCAAAAUGUGACCUGUUUGCAAUCACAGACAUGUACUCUGACAAGAGUAUGUAAUUGAAGAGGACUUUACAUGUACCGUGCGUGUCUUCGAUUCUGUUCUCAUGAUGUGUUAGCAAAACCAUGAUAGCAUCCGAUCAAGAAGAUACAGGUCAUUGACAAUAAAUAAUAUAUACCGUAUUUAAAUUUAUUA
Messenger RNA from Acanthaster planci (crown-of-thorns starfish), 3142 nucleotides. RefSeq names its product pleckstrin homology domain containing A8 (gene plekha8). Gene Ontology annotation, biological process: ceramide transport; intermembrane lipid transfer. The record is from RefSeq and is a predicted model, not a curated record. NCBI's taxonomy places the organism in Eukaryota, Metazoa, Echinodermata, Asteroidea, Valvatida, Acanthasteridae. Gene Ontology annotation, molecular function: ceramide 1-phosphate binding; ceramide 1-phosphate transfer activity. Gene Ontology annotation, cellular component: membrane; cytosol; cytoplasm.